Molecule: messenger RNA, 673 nt
Organism: Glycine soja
Lineage: Eukaryota; Viridiplantae; Streptophyta; Magnoliopsida; Fabales; Fabaceae
Exons: 1
Coding region: 59-625 (188 amino acids)
Source: RefSeq, a predicted model, not a curated record
AGAAAUGUGGCAACGUUGUUGUCGGGACAAGGACAAGGGAAGACCUUAGCUUCCAUCCAUGGCAGAGUACGAAAGCAGCAUCCAGCACCAGCACCAGUCGAAAGAAACAGCCUUCCAGGCCCUGAACACCAUAAUCCAGCUCCACUUCGAGAAAACCUUGGAGAAGAAGCGUGCCAUCGACCUCCAGAAGAAGGAGCUCCACAAGCUCUUCCAGAUAUUCUUCAUCUUCCUGGGCCUCGUCUUCCUGGCCCUGGCCCAGUCCCCCCGCCUCCAAUGCCGCCACUGCUGGAUCCCCAUCACCCUCCUCUCCAUCGCCCACCUCAUCUUCUACGUCUCCGUCGCCCAAACCCUAAGGUGCAUCAACGCCUUCAAGUACCAGCGCCGCUGCCACAAGCUCACCCUCGGCUUGGCCACCGAGAAAUUCAGGGACAUCAAGAUCAGACUCGCCGCCGCCAAUGCCGACUACGAUUCCGUUGUUGCCGACGACGAGUUCGAGAUUCACUACCAGGAACCCCCUGAGACCUAUUUCGGAAAGUUUAAGAGGAAUUGGGCUCUGCAUUUUGGCUUCUUGAUCUUGAUCUACGCUUUUAUGAUCUCUUCCUCUGUCGUUCUUCUUUGCUUUUAAUUUCUACUUCAGUGUUAGUUCUGGAAUCAAAUCCAUUCUCUUAUCAUU